Molecule: messenger RNA, 877 nt
Organism: Macadamia integrifolia
Lineage: Eukaryota; Viridiplantae; Streptophyta; Magnoliopsida; Proteales; Proteaceae
Product: ethylene-responsive transcription factor ERF024
Exons: 1
Coding region: 1-627 (208 amino acids)
Biological process (GO): regulation of DNA-templated transcription
Molecular function (GO): DNA-binding transcription factor activity; DNA binding
Source: RefSeq, a predicted model, not a curated record
AUGAAACAAUCCAAUCGUUUGACAGACUCUGGAAGCAGCAGUCGUCCCGGCAGUGCAGUUGGCAAUGACGGCAGUACUGCGACUGCUGCCGGCGGGAGCCACCCAGUGUACCGUGGAGUGCGGCGGCGCAGCAGUGGCAAAUGGGUAUCUGAAAUAAGAGAACCAAAGAAGCCAAAUCGAAUCUGGCUUGGUUCAUUCCCAACCCCAGAAAUGGCUGCUGUUGCCUAUGAUGUCGCGGCACUUGCACUCAAGGGUCGUGAUGCAGAGCUAAACUUCCCAGGUUCCGCAUCAUUCUUGCCUGUUCCAGCCUCAACCUCCCCACGUGACAUCCAAACUGCUGCUGCCAGUGCUGCCGCCGCCGCCGGUGCGGCCACUGAUUCCCUGCUAGAGUCAUCAAGGGGACGCAUGGGGGGUACUAGGGAAGAAACCCAACUGAGCAAUAUAGGAUUAGAUGCUCCUCCGGUUUCUAAUGAUUAUCAGUACAUGGAUGAGGAGUUGAUCUUUGACAUGCCAAACAUUCUCGUGAAUAUGGCCGAAGGGAUGCUUCUCAGCCCUCCUCGUUUUGACUUGGCUGCGGCUGGGGACGAUGACUACACAGACGAUCACAACCUCUGGCAUUACCCUUAGUUCAUCAUCAUCCAUCUCAAUCCACCAUAAACCUAAUUAAAUUAUACUCUACAGGGCUAUCUAUAGCUAUCUAUAUCACUAUAUGUGUAUUAAUCCCCUAUUAUGUAUGAACAAGAUACCUAUCUCUGUAGAUUAUGAAACCUAAAACUGGAAGUGUGGCUCCCCCUUGCCUUUUUUGGAUUGCUUUACCCUGUAAAGUAAUGUAAUUGCACCCUUCUCUUCUGAAUUUCUAAUUAAGAUUACAGUACUC